Molecule: messenger RNA, 570 nt
Organism: Rotaria sordida
Lineage: Eukaryota; Metazoa; Rotifera; Eurotatoria; Philodinida; Philodinidae
Source: the annotation of a GenBank genome assembly
AUGGUUGCUUUUUGGGCUGUUAAAAGUCAAGGAUGGAGUAGUCUAAUAAAACCAUACGUAUGGACAACAAUGGCCAUUGGUACAUCGGUGACAUUAGGCGACUUUAUCUGUCAAUUUUUAGAAAGAGAUAAAAGCAUUUUGAAAGUGGAACAUGAUCGUUUUUCAUCUCUUCCAUGGUGGAAUUAUCAUCGUAGUUUAAUUAUGUGUACAUCUGCUGUUCUCGUCUCGACACCAUAUUCAUUUACAUUAGCAAGAACUGUAGAAAGAAUAUUUCCAGGAAAACAAUCUAUCCAGAUUGCGAAAAAAAUGCUCAGUAAUAUUGUAAUGGCACCUAUUGGUAUCUCCUUGGUAUUUACUUCGAUCACGCUUCUGAAAGGACAAUCUUUGUCUGAUGCUCAAGAAAAAGUGUCGAAAGAUAUGCCACGUACACUUUUCGCUGGUGCGUGUUAUUGGCCAUUUGUUUCGUUUCUUAAUUUUCGUUUUGUCCCGUUAGAUUUUCGGCCACUUGUUGGUUCCGCUGCUGGUACUGUAUGGAAUAUUUAUAUGUCUAGUGUAGCAAAUAAACAAUAA